Molecule: messenger RNA, 2931 nt
Organism: Magnolia sinica
Lineage: Eukaryota; Viridiplantae; Streptophyta; Magnoliopsida; Magnoliales; Magnoliaceae
Product: inactive leucine-rich repeat receptor-like serine/threonine-protein kinase At1g60630
Exons: 3
Coding region: 812-2800 (662 amino acids)
Biological process (GO): protein phosphorylation
Molecular function (GO): ATP binding; protein kinase activity; protein binding
Source: RefSeq, a predicted model, not a curated record
CCUGAGAGGGGUAGCACAUGCCCUCUUCCCUCCUCUCCUCGCCUCUCGUUUCCAUUUCUCUCUUCCUAGUCAUUACGGUUUCGGACUUGAAUUCUUCAGCUUCUUUGAAAAAUCGAAGCACGAGAACUGGUGGAGCUCCGCUGCUGAUUUCGGUGAGAAAAGGGAGAAGUAGCUGCUGAUUUUCUGUCUGUUAUCUGAUAAUCAGAGAUUAGCAGUUCUGAUUAGCGUCUUUUGUCUUUCUCGCAGUUCCUGCAUCGGUUUUCUCACGCCAAUCUGAAAAUGUAUAGGAUCCCAUGCUUUUUAAGGGCUUUAAAGAUUCCCAAACGGCUGAUAGAUGUGAGCAAACCAAGGAAAUGAGAAAACUGGGAUUUUCUAAACCCUGCUGAUUAGAAUAUUCACAGUAAAAAAAAAGAAAUCCUCUUCUCUGCGAUCUCUGUUUUCAGUUCACGUGAAGGAGGCUGCUGUUGUCUCUCCGUUUUAAGAUCAGAGAGAGAGAGAGAGAGAGAGAGAGAGAGAGAGAGAGCAUUUAUUGAUAAUGCCAGAGAUCUAGGGCUUUUCUGCAGGAGGAAAAAUGAGGUGAAGAUCUGAUGCGGGCGGCGAAAGCGACCUAGGUUCGUCGAUUUCCUGUUUUCCUCAUCGUGCGGUAGCGAUGUGGUUUACCUCUGUAGAUCGAUUGGGAAACAGAGAAGAUGAAGAAGAUCGACGGUGUCGGAGGGGAGCAUUGCUAGAUCGGAAGGUUUCAUAUGCAAAAUCGAUUGAUACAAAGAGAAAACAAGAUUCCUAAUUCCCGAUUCGUGGCCUGUAGAAACCGAUGGAUUUAAGGUAUUUUUUCUACUUGUUGAUUUUCAUUCUACUCGUUCUCAUCCCAUCUGCAAAAUCAGGCGACGCUGAAGCUCUUCUACGCCUGAAAUCAUCGAUCGAUCCGUCCGGGUCGCUCCCGUGGCGAGGAUCCGACGCCUGCGGAUGGCAAGGUAUCAAGGAAUGCUUGAAAGGGAGGGUUACGAAGCUCGUUCUCGAGUACUUGAACUUAAACGGUAGCUUAGAGGAGAAGAGCUUGAACGAGCUUGAUCAGCUCCGCGUCCUCAGCUUCAAAGGGAAUUCGAUCUCCGGUUCAAUCCCUAACCUGUCCGGCCUCAUCAAUCUAAAAUCCCUCUUCCUCAACGACAACCGGCUCUCCGGCGGAUUCCCAAGCUCGAUCUCCAGUCUACACCGGCUGAAAGUCAUCGUUCUAUCAGGAAACCAGGUAUCAGGUGAGAUCCCGGCGUCUCUGAUCAGGGUCCGUCGGCUGUACGUUCUUCAAUUGCAGGACAACCGCCUAACUGGCAGCAUCCCUGCGUUGAAUCAGACGAGCCUGAGAUACUUCAAUGUGUCUGGCAAUAGGCUUUCGGGCGAGAUUCCGGCGACGCCUGCGCUCAUACGAUUCAAUUCAUCUUCUUUCUUGAACAAUCUGAAUCUCUGCGGCGAACAGAUAAAAAAGCCCUGCACUGAUCGCAACGUCUCUUCUCCGCCAUCUCCAAACCCGGCACCAUUGCCCACAACGGAAAACAGAAAUCACCCACAGCGGAAGAAGAACAAGAAGAAGCUUGCAAUAGUUGUUGCAGCGAGCAUUGCUGGAUUUUUCCUUCUUCUCAUAUGUUUGGUGGUGCUGUGGAGGAUCUGCUGCAGGGGGUCACGUGACAGGGAAGUGAGGGUUGCAAAGGCAGAAGGAGUAUUGGUAGGAGAAGGGCCGUCGGGUGGCACGGAUGGUAAUAAUGUGGGAGGGAAGGGGGGGUUUGCUUGGGAAGGAGAGGGGCUGGGGAGCUUGAUUUUCUGCGGUGGUGCGGAGCAGUUGUACACGUUGGAGGACUUGCUGAAGGCUUCGGCGGAGACGCUAGGCCGCGGGACUAUGGGGAGUACGUACAAGGCAGUGAUGGAGUCGGGUUUCAUAGUGACGGUGAAGAGGCUGAAGGACUCGAGCUAUCCUUGGCUGGAGGAGUUCCGAAGGCAGAUGGAGGUGUUGGGGAGGUUGCGCCACCCUAAUUUGGUGCCCGUGCGGGCGUAUUUUCAAGCCAAGGAGGAGCGGCUGCUGGUGUACGAUUACUUCCCCAACGGCAGCUUGUUCUCGCUCAUACACGGAUCAAGACCUUCUGGUGGUGGGAAGCCACUUCACUGGACGUCCUGUCUAAAAAUCGCUGAGGAUUUAGCGACAGGUCUACUCUACCUCCAUCAGACAGCCGGCAUAGUCCAUGGCAACCUAAAAUCCUCCAAUGUUCUCUUAGGUUCUGACUUCGAAUCCUGCCUCACUGACUAUGGCCUCACACCUUUACGUUCGCCCGAUUCCCUUGAAGACAGCAGCGGUGGUGCUGCUUCCCUCUUCUACCGAGCCCCUGAAUGCCGACACCCACGAAAGUCCUUCACCGAACAGUCCGAUAUCUACAGCUUUGGUGUCAUCCUCUUGGAACUCCUCACAGGGAAAACGCCCUUUCAAGACCUUGUCCAAGAACAUGGUGCGGACAUUCCAAGCUGGGUUCGAUCAGUUCGUGAGGAGGAGACGGAGUCCGGGGAGGACCCCUCGUCUGGGAAUGAGGCCUCGGAGGAGAAACUGGCAGCGCUCUUGAACGUGGCGAUGGCUUGCGUGGUGCCUGUAGCUGAGAACAGGCCUGCAAUGAAGGACGUUUUGAGGAUGAUAAGGGAGGCAAGGGCGGAGGCCCAGGUGUCAUCAAAUAGCAGUGAUCACUCGCCGGGGAGAUGGUCGGAUACUGUUCAGGGCCUGCCGAGGGAUUCCGGGUCAGAGCAUUUGAAUUUUACAGAGAGGGAUUGAGUGAAAAAGGCGGGGAGUUUGUUUUUGUUUUUAUUUUUAUUUUGAAUUUGAAAUCUUCAACUAAGCCGUUGUAGAGUGGUGGUAAAGCAGAUUAUUAGCUCAUUUAGAGUAUUGAUUGUUUAUUUUCUAGA